GGGGCCGAAGCCGGGUGGCGGCGGCGGCGGCGGCGAAGCCGGCCCGCCGCUGCCGCCCGGCACCUUCUGGCUCACCCGCAUCGCGCUGCUGCGCGCCACGGCGCUGCUUUACCUUGUGGCCUUCCUCGUGGCUUACCAUCAAAACAAGCAGCUGAUAGGAGAAAAGGGGCUGCUCCCAUGUACACUGUACCUGCAGAAUGUCAAAAGAUACUUCAAAGGGAAGAUAAAUCUGGAUGCACUGAGCUAUGCACCAACAAUCAUCUGGUUUCUGGACUGGUCAGACAUGGACAGUGUCUUGGACUACCUCUCUGGCUUUGGCCUGGCAACUUCAGCCUUUGUACUGGUAACUGGAUGUGCAAACAUGAUCCUCAUGGCCUUCCUGUGGAUUCUCUACCUCUCGAUUGUCAAUGUUGGACAGAUCUGGAUGGGAAUCACAGCUGCUGGAAACAGGGUUCCUGGGAAUAUUUCUGUGCCCACUCUGGACCCUCUCCCGACUGCCCAGUUACACUCCGCCUUCCACCAUCGUCAUCUGGGGCUUUCGGUGGCUCAUAUUCAGAAUUAUGCUUGGAGCAGGGUUGAUUAAAAUUCGAGGAGAUAGCUGCUGGAGAGAGCUAACUUGCAUGGACUAUCACUACGAGACCCAGCCGGUGCCCAACCCGAUAGCUUAUUUCAUGCAUCGCUCCCCGUGGUGGUUUCAUCAGUUUGAGACAUUAUUCAACCACUUCAUCGAGCUCGUGGUGCCGUUCUUCAUCUUCCUUGGGCGUCGCAUGUGCAUCGUACACGGCAUUUUGCAGAUCCUCUUCCAGGUGCUUCUGAUUGUAAGUGGAAACCUGAGCUUCCUCAACUGGCUGACCAUCGUGCCCAGCAUCGCUUGCUUUGACGACGCCAGCUUGGCCUUCCUCUUCAGUUCCAGGCAAGGAGGUGUGAAAGACCAGCUGGCACAGAUGCAAGUCAAGCGGGCAGCCGGAGAACAGCUUCCUCUGAGAUACGGCUGCUAUGUCCGCAAAGUGGUGAACAUCUCGUUUGGACUUCUGAUUGCUUAUCUCAGCGUCCCCGUCAUCGUAAACCUGCUUAAUGCCAGACAAGUCAUGAACACCUCGUUCAACCCUCUCAGAAUAGUGAACACAUACGGAGCUUUUGGAAGCAUUACAAAGGAGAGGACAGAAGUUAUCAUUCAGGGGACAUCCAGCAUGGAUCCCAAUGAUCCUGCCGCUGUCUGGGAGGAGUAUGACUUCAAAUGCAAGCCUGGAGAUCUGAAGAGGAGGCCGUGCUUUAUUAGCCCCUACCACUAUCGCCUGGACUGGCUCAUGUGGUUUGCCGCUUUCCAGACCUAUGAGCAGAAUGAAUGGAUAAUCCACCUGGCUGGAAAGCUGCUGGCGCAGGAGGAGGCAGCACUGUCCCUGAUGGCAACGAACCCCUUUGCGGGCAGAGCGCCCCCGCGCUCCUCUGUCCUGCUACACUCAUGGAAAAAGUAUUUUGCCAGAAGCGGUUCAGCAUGUUGCAGCUUCACAUCUUCAGCUUUCCACGUUUUGCGAUCCCCGCUUUCCCGGCAGUUUUGGUCCUGCAGGGUGAAGGGGUCCCGUUCACCCUCGCUGCGGAGCUCUAGUACCAUCUAGCGUCACCGCGGCGGCCCUUUAACAUCGCGCCAGACGUGCAGCCUUGCCAAAGGGCUUUUCUUUGCUCGUCACCCGCCCGGAGUGGCGGGAGGGGAGAGCCUGGCCUUGGCCUGGUGGUUUGGAGGAGGCCGAGGCGUGAGGCAGCGCGCGGGGCGGCCGCCCUCGGCGGGGGAGGCCGAGCGCGGCCUUGGCGCCACCGCCGCGGAAGCGGCUCCCUGGCCUUGGGGACACCCUUGGGCCACGGGGAAGCGCGUAGGGGUUGUCCCCGGCCGGGUUUCCGUCACCGAGGGGGGCGAUUUAACCGCCGC
Rhea pennata is the source of this 1924-nucleotide messenger RNA. It is a transcript of the gene LMF1, whose product is annotated as lipase maturation factor 1. The coding region runs from base 408 to 1616 and encodes 402 amino acids. Gene Ontology annotation, cellular component: endoplasmic reticulum membrane. Lineage: Eukaryota; Metazoa; Chordata; Aves; Rheiformes; Rheidae. The record is from RefSeq and is a predicted model, not a curated record. Gene Ontology annotation, biological process: protein maturation. The transcript has 10 exons.